This is a messenger RNA of Colletotrichum chrysophilum, 1284 nucleotides long. RefSeq lists its product as uncharacterized. The transcript has a single exon. The record is from RefSeq and is a predicted model, not a curated record. The coding region runs from base 1 to 1284 and encodes 427 amino acids. Lineage: Eukaryota; Fungi; Ascomycota; Sordariomycetes; Glomerellales; Glomerellaceae.
AUGGAAGCAUCCAAACCCUAUAUCAAGUGGCCCAAGCUAUACCUCCCCGAUACUUGGUGCCCUCCACACCUCGCGGGCACCGAGCACAUUAUGAUGGCCGAAGGUAUCCUCAACAUGAUAGAAAAAGACACCACAGUCGGUCUCGAUCUGACUGUGCCAAAGAGGUUUAUCCGCCACUUUCUGCAUCCGAAACAUGACGACGAGACGCGCGAGAAACGACUCCAGGAGGCCAAUGCCUUGCUAGAGAGAUUCGAGUACGAGGAUGCCGAGAACGAGGCCCGGUGUGAGUGCGAGUUCUAUGUGGAUGAUGAAACUGCGCUCACCUGGCGAAGGCUCGACGACAAUUUGGAGCCUCAAUCGUGGUUCUGCAACUACGACCCAAAUUGGACCGAACGCGAUCCGCUCCCUAGCCCGUUCAUCGACCAGACCGGCCGACGGCUGCCUUUGUUGGUGGAGAUCCAGAGCAUCCUGGAAACGCUUUGGAUCGACGAGUCUGACAUGUCCCUCGACCGUUUCCGAGUCACACCGCACCUCUGGGCUGUCUUCCAACUCGCCCCUAUCGACCAGCUCGAGGCGCUGCUCGGGGACUUGCGUAGUGGAAAGAUCACCUGGAAGGACAUGCACAAGCGUGUCACGAUGUUUCUUGACGACUCUCCCGACAGCCUGUUCGCGUGCAAGGUACUGGACUUGCAGGCAUACGACAUGUCUGCUCUGAAGGAGGUCUCGGAGCAUUUAAUGUCCCGCGAAGCGAUCUGGGGCCUCGAAACCGUGGAGAAGUACAGAGAAAUGCUCUACAACAUCGGUCCCGAGGGUGCGGGGAACAUGGUGCUGAGGCUUUGUCCGCGGCACAGAUGGGACAACGCGCAGUAUGCGUUUGAGCCUCUUGAGCAAACCGCAGACUCUCUUCGCGUGCGGUUCCGCUUCCUUCCUGACACGAGACAGAAACUGGGCAAGGAGAGGGCGCAUACGUUGGUAUGGGACGGGAACUUGGCUAGGGAUCCCGAGGAGUUCCUGCGGCACUACCCACUCGAGAGGGAUUACGACCACAACAUCUGUCUUGUCCACGUCGCCAACAACACGACCCAUGAACUCAGAGAUGGUCAGAUUAUCGAGAUCAAAUCCAAGAUCCCGGGCCGGCGCCCAGAGUUUCUGUUAUGGGAGAUGAGAUACAAGACCCGGCUGAUGGUCACCAUGAUCUCUGCUGCCCAACCCGAAACCCUCGAGGCCUACGAUGUAGCCUAUGAGUAUGAAGGUAGUGAGACUAUGAGCUGCACGCCAGGCUGA